UUGAAAAAAGAAAGUUACAAAUUUUAGUAAGGUUGGAAGAUAAUAACAAGGAAAAAACAAAACCAGCGACAGAGAUUGAAACGACAGCGGAUCGGCAUGGCCGGCCGCAACAACCUUCCACCGCCGUCAACUUUAACCCGCGCAAUCACCGAACGCCACAUCAUUCCCCACCACCACCUCGAAGACCGAAUCGUCAUCCAACACCGCGAGAUCCAAUCCCUUCUCUUCGACAACCAACGCCUCGCCGCCACGCACGUGGCGCUCAAGCAAGACCUUACCUUGGCCCAGCAAGAGCUCCGCCACUUAUCCGCCGCGGCUGCCAACGUUAAAGCCGAGAGGGACGCUGAGGUGAGGGAGGUCUAUGAGAGGUCACUGAAGAUGGACGCAGGAGCGCGUGCUGUUGAUGCGAUGAGUGCGGAGCUGGCUCGUGUACGGGCGGAUGUACAGAAGUUUACGGUGGAUUGUCAGGAACUAACGGCGCAAUUGGAGACGGUCAACGAUGAGUUAGCCAAGGCAAGAACGGAGGCGAAACAAGUGCCCUUAAUUAUGGCGGAUAUGGAAGCCGUACGGCAAGAAAUUCAUAAAGGAAGGACUGCUAUUGAACAUGAAAAGAAGACACGUGCUAGUAACCAUGAACAACGCCAGAUAUUGGAGAAAAAUAUCAUUAUUGUAGCUCGAGAAAUAGAAAAACUACAUGCCGAGCUUGCUAAUGCAGGGAAGAGAGCAAGGACGGGAGCUACUGCAGCAGCAACAGCAAACCCAAACCCUUCAUAUAAUGGAAACUGUGGAAAUAUUGAUGCCAAGUAUGGAGGAAGUUCGUAUCCCGCUACAUAUUCUAUGCCUCCGGCUGGUGCUGGUCCGCAAUUUGUGCCUGGAACGAUGCCCGCUGUGCAUUUAGAGGGCCAAGGAUCCCAUACACCUAGUGCGAAUCACACUGGUCGACAAUUGGUGUCGGAGGCAGUUUCUAACGUUCCUCGUGAAACCCAAGUAGUUCAUCCAUAGGCAUUUUAAAAUUGUAUAUAAAAUCCAGACGCUGAAAUUUCUUUGGGAAAAUUUUCCAACCGAAAGAGCGAGUUGCAAUAUUUCUUUUGCAGCUGGAAAAGGAUAGAAAAUGUGCACGUGCAUAUUUAUCUGUUGCUUCCAAAAUGAAAAUUUCAAGGUACUGCACUCAGCUUGAAAUCUG
Molecule: messenger RNA, 1183 nt
Organism: Durio zibethinus
Lineage: Eukaryota; Viridiplantae; Streptophyta; Magnoliopsida; Malvales; Malvaceae
Product: protein FLC EXPRESSOR
Source: RefSeq, a predicted model, not a curated record